Camellia sinensis is the source of this 1116-nucleotide messenger RNA. RefSeq names its product disease resistance protein SUMM2-like. The record is from RefSeq and is a predicted model, not a curated record. Lineage: Eukaryota; Viridiplantae; Streptophyta; Magnoliopsida; Ericales; Theaceae. Gene Ontology annotation, molecular function: ATP hydrolysis activity; ADP binding.
AUGAGUGCCCUGCAAGGUGUAUUUUCAAUUGUAGGGGCAAUUACAGGGAGAAUAGUUGAGCCAGUGAUCCAAUUAGUGGUGCUCCACGCUGGUUUUGUUUUUCAGUACAAGAAGAAGCAGGAGAAACUAGAAGUUGAAAUUAAAAACCUUGAAGAGAAGAGAAAACAAAUCGAGGAAAAAAUUGAUGAAGCCAUUACUCGUGGCGAAGAAGUUGAUGAACCUGUUUCAAACUGGCUAGUAGAGGUGGAAGAAAGACUUCAGAAAUUUAAGGAUGACAAUACUAUUAACGAAAACAUGCAGUGCUUUAAAUUCUCAUGUCCGGAUUACAUCUCGCGAUACCGUAUGAGCAAGGAAGCCGAAAACAAGAUGGAAGAAGUAAGAAAUCUCACUCAGAGUGGCAAUUUUAGCACAGUUGCACAUCCUAAGCCAUUUGCUCAAGAACUUCAAUUCCCAUCAUCAAGUGCAAACUAUGCAAAUUUUGAGUCGCGAAAAUCGGUUUGCGAGAACAUCAUGGCGGCAUUACAAGAUUCCAAUGUUAAAAUGAUUGGAGUAUAUGGAACAGGAGGCGCUGGUAAGACGACAAUGGUUGAAGAGAUUGGCAAACAAGUGAAAAAUGUACUUUUUGAUGAAGUCGUGGUGGCAGUUGUCUCUCAGGACGCAAAUGUGAGCAAUAUUCAAGGGCAACUCGCUGCCCGCUUGGGUCUGAAACUAAUAGAGAAAACUGAAGUGGGAAAAGCAAAUGAACUGUGGAAUAGAUUAAACAAUGGGAAGAAAAAUCUCAUUAUAUUGGAUGAUAUGUGGCAAGAAUUGGACUUGAAGACAAUAGGGAUUCCUAUCACUGAUGGAAACAAUUGUUGCAAAGUUGUGAUAACGUCUCGAAUCCGAGGUGUGUUGGAAAAGAUGCAUGUUAAUAGUUAUGUUCCAAUGCAAGUACUAUUAGAGAAAGAAGCAUGGGCCCUAUUCAAGACGAAGGUGGGAAAUUCUGUUGACUCUCCUGAACUCCAUGAUAUAGCUGAUGCAGUUUGUAAAGAGUGUGGAGGCUUGCCGGUUGCUAUACUUGCAGUUGGAGCCGCAUUGAAAGAUAAGAAAAAUAUAUGCUUGGGAAGAUGUACUUGA